Cylicostephanus goldi is the source of this 275-nucleotide messenger RNA. Lineage: Eukaryota; Metazoa; Nematoda; Chromadorea; Rhabditida; Strongylidae. The record is from the annotation of a GenBank genome assembly.
AUGUGGGCGCCCGCUAGGUUUCUUGGGUCAAAAUUCACAAAGGAUUUGGAGUCAGUGGUCCUUGCUGUGGUGACAUUCUUAUCUGGAGGAGUCGUUUUGUUCAUAGGAUGCUUUAUCGUAACUAAAUGUUUCCAAAUCUAUAAAGAAAGUGUUAGAAGGAAGCGACGACGAGCGAUGGGCGUUGACGAUGACGAACUCAACGAUGCCGUGUUGAGUGGUGCAUUCGACACCGAAGUAUGCGAAGAAGAAGAAAGUAGGCUUGUUAGCAUAUGAUA